Messenger RNA from Pundamilia nyererei, 3431 nucleotides. It is a transcript of the gene gpr153, whose product is annotated as G protein-coupled receptor 153. Gene Ontology annotation, cellular component: membrane. Gene Ontology annotation, molecular function: G protein-coupled receptor activity. The transcript has 6 exons. Bases 1003 to 3024 code for a protein of 673 amino acids. The record is from RefSeq and is a predicted model, not a curated record. Lineage: Eukaryota; Metazoa; Chordata; Actinopteri; Cichliformes; Cichlidae. Gene Ontology annotation, biological process: G protein-coupled receptor signaling pathway.
UUUAUUAGAUUUCGUGCAUGUUUUCACACUCAACUGUAGUAAGCUAUUAAAACAAUGCCCUUUCUGUUUGCACUGCAUCAGAUCUUUAUUUUAACUCAUUCAAAUGAGACCUUUGAUGAAAGUAAGCUCUUGAUGUUCAUUCAGAGGUUGCAGGGCCUGUAAAAAAAAUCAAAGAAGAUGUUCAGCACGCAACAGCAGCUCUGCUCUGGUAAAAUACCGACCUAUUUUUCCAUGAAUUAUUUCUUAUUGCGGUUCACUCCCACGACCACGGAGCGUCUGCACGAGAACGAGCCAACACUGUCGGGCGCGCGCAGCAGUCAUGCCUCAUCCGUCGCUCGCCUCGUCAGUGUUGGAAAACAGAAGAAGAAUUUUGCCUUUCAGCUAAAAUAAACCGUUUUAUUUUAGUUCUCGUGCUAUCGCUCGACCGCCCGCUUCGUGGAAAAGAAAGUGACAUAUUUUGCCAAACUACUCGAUAAUUUAUCUCCCCCCCCCUCCACAGUCAGCGAGACAAAAGAGGGCAAUAAGAUAAAAGAGGAGUGCAGCUGUGGUGAUGUGCCGUUUCGGGUUCUCAUCCUUCAUUUCGCAGGUCAUUCCUCUAACCUGAUGCUGUUGAUACUCCCGACGCUGUUCAGUUCAGGGAUGGAAAUGCUUUGGAAGCCACUUCAACGGACCUGAAGCCAUGACCGACAGAGUCUUCAUCCCCCGGAAACAACGAGCAGUCAGGAGCCUCAACAUUUCGUGAAAGCUUUAGGACUGUAAGGGAACUGGCCCCGCUCUGCCAUCCUCCUCCUCUAACAUCACACUGCGUUGCACCACAGUCAUGUCCUUUCCCCACUGUGCCCGACCCAUGGAGAGUGCACACCCACCCAGAUAGGAUGCCUGCUCUGCUUGAUACCCUGCAUCCCCUCCUGCCCAUUACCACCUCCUCCUUCUCCUUGUGUGUACCUGCUCUUGCCAACAGUUCCUUGCGGCCCCCCAGGCUCCACCCUGCCUCGUUACAACAUGGUGGAUGAUUUAACCACCAUGAAGGAUGAUGUCAUCAACGCCAACACGCUGGCUUGGCUGGUCUGUUCGGGCGUGUCCAUCCUUGCCAACACUUGGAGUAUCCUUAGUGUCAGUGCCAAGCAGAAGAAGUGGAAGCCGCUGGAGUUUCUCAUCUGCACCUUGGCGGGCACACAUAUCCUCAACAUGGCCAUCCCCAUUACCAUGUACUGUGUCAUAACACUGCGGCGUCAGCACUCCAACUACGAGUGGAAUGAGGGUCUGUGCAAAGUGUUUGUGUCUACCUUCUAUACUCUCACACUGGUCACCUGCUUUUCGGUCACCUCACUCUCCUAUCACCGCAUGUGGAUGGUUCGCUGGCCUGUAAACUACAGGCUAAGUAACACAAAGAAGCAGGCAGUACACACAGUGAUGGGUAUCUGGAUGGUCUCCUUCAUCCUGUCCACACUUCCAGCAGUGGGUUGGCAUGACACGAUCGACCGCUUCUACACCUCUGACUGCCGGUUCAUUGUGACAGAGAUUGGCCUGGGCUUCGGAGUCUGCUUUCUGCUCCUAAUCGGUGGCAGUGUGACCAUGGGUGUGAUCUGCAUCGGCAUCGCUCUCUUUCAGACCUUCUCGAUUCAGGCAGGUCACAAUGCUGAUAAGAACAAGUUUAAUGUUCCCACCAUAGUGGUGGAGGAUGCUCAGGGAAAACGCAGGUCAUCCAUCGAUGGAUCAGAACCUCUUAAGACGUCGCUACAAAUCACCUACCUGAUCAGUGGUAUUGUCUUCAUCUAUGACUUCCUGACUGGCUUCCCCAUACUGGUGGUGAGCUUUGCUAGCCUGAAGUUUGACCGCUCCUAUAACUGGAUGGUUUUGUGUGUGCUGUGGUGCUCCAUUGCCCAGUCCAUCCUGCUGCCAAUGUUCCUCUGGGCAUGCGACCGCUAUCGGGCCGACAUCCGCAUGGUGUGGGAGAAAUGUGUCGCCAUCAUGUCCAACGACGAUGUGGAUGAGGAAAACAGCCAAGACGGAGGAAUUCAUGCCGACUUAAUAUAUGACAGACCAUAUGACUAUAGCUCGGCGCCUGAAAUCGUGACGAUAGACCGUAAUGCCAAGUAUGAGUUCUCAACCUUAGAAAGGGGGGUUCUGCAAGGGUAUCCAUUGAGGGAACAACAGGAAGAUAAAAUGCAGUAUUUGCAGGUGCCCCCUACAAGAAGAUACUCCCACGACGAAACCGACAUGUGGACCUGCGAGCGGAUCCCCUCAUACCUGCACAGAUGGGGCUCCACCGAGGACAUGAUAGUGAGUGCCCAUUACAGCUCCACCUUGCCGCGCCGCGAGAGGCGCAGGAGCAGCCUGGUCUCCUACCACGAGGAGAACCACCGACACCAUCACCCUCACCGCAAGCGGCGACGCUCUGAGGAUAGCAUGCACUCUCUCAGGCAUCUGCCCCGUGUGGUUUGUGGCGGGGAGCAUUACGAGGAUGAACUGCGGUGUUUCAGCCGCGACGAAGUGAUAAACUUUAUAGACGAGACGCCGCUGCCGAGCCCCAGAAAGAGCCCGAGACGUGCGUCCACCAUCUCACUUAUCCCUAAUGUGUAUGAACAGCACACAGUCCUUCCCCACUUUCCACUCACAGACUUUGAGCGUGAGCCUCAAGUGCUCAGGCGGUUGUCAGAACACAAAAGAAGCAGUAGUAGGGUCCACUCACCUGAGGGUUCACCCAAACCAGACAGACCUGCGGGAAAGAAGAGUCCUGGGGCUUGUGGUUCUGGGAAAGGCUGUCGAGAGCGCCAGCGAGAUGGGAAACAGCAAGGGGAAAUGGGCUCGUCUGGGUGCAGCCGACAGUCUCCAGGGCACUCUGGCUUUAGGCCCAGGACAGGAGGUGGUGCUGGGACUGGUGCUGGAGCUGAAUGGGUACAACAGAAGCAUCUGAGCAAGGCUGAGAGUAAAGGAAGCACAAACAGUUUUGCAAGCACACCCUCGGCAUCAUCCUCGGGAUAUAUCACCUUUCGGUCUGAUUCUGUAGGUUCUACCAUGUAAAAGACUUUUUCCUUAUUUAUAUCAACAUCAUUACUGAAUCAUAACGAAAACCACUGGAAUAUUGGUGGUAACGGAAAAGUGACUUACUGGAAUAUUCCGGCCUUUUUACUCAUGCCACACUUCUGUUUAACUAUAUACCACCAAUAAAUAUCUGUUAUGCUAAAUGGCCUUGGACACAAUGUUUGAAUGGGCCUGUUGAUUUAUUAUGUAGGCUAGUUAAAAAGUUUUCAACUUUUACAUCACAGAGUAUCCACUGAGGACAUUUUUCCCAUCACUGAUGCAGAGAAAUAGUUUUUAAACCAUGUGAACAUCCUCUAACUCAGAUUUUGGUGUUUUUUGAUCUUCAAAGAAUUGGAAGAGGUUGGUUUUUUUUCAUGGUGGUGUUUCUUUAUGUUUGUCACUCAAAA